ACGUGAGCUUUCAAUUUGCCUUAGAUUAGGACAAUGCGCAGCAGACUAGCUUCGCCCAUGAACACUCGAUGCAACAAGUUUAAGCGAGAGGGUGGCGUCAUGCAGUCACAUGAGUGGCUUGAGCGCGGAAUUGACGCGCCGGCGAACAAGAAAUGACGAAGCGCCUAGCUUGUGCUCGAGCACAAGCUCUCUUUUGAUGUCGCAGGAUACGUCGUCUGAAGUCCAGCACAGGUCUUAUUACCUUUCAUGGAGAUGGUGGCGUGUCAAGGACCCUCUGUGUGGCGCUGGCCCGACCGUCGCGAUCGCCGCGUGUGUUCUUGCGCAUGACGCAGAGCUGGGGAGUUGCCGCUCGCACCCAGACUUGAGAGAAACACACGCGCAACGCGAAUAGAGUUUGCAUGACACGAUUUCAGAAAGAUCAGAAUCGAC
Messenger RNA from Ceraceosorus guamensis, 429 nucleotides. RefSeq lists its product as hypothetical. The record is from RefSeq and is a predicted model, not a curated record. The transcript has a single exon. Bases 110 to 391 code for a protein of 93 amino acids. NCBI's taxonomy places the organism in Eukaryota, Fungi, Basidiomycota, Exobasidiomycetes, Ceraceosorales, Ceraceosoraceae.